Messenger RNA from Penicillium roqueforti, 1590 nucleotides. RefSeq lists its product as uncharacterized. The transcript is spliced from 2 exons. Gene Ontology annotation, cellular component: cytosol. Gene Ontology annotation, molecular function: zinc ion binding; guanine deaminase activity. The record is from RefSeq and is a predicted model, not a curated record. NCBI's taxonomy places the organism in Eukaryota, Fungi, Ascomycota, Eurotiomycetes, Eurotiales, Aspergillaceae. Gene Ontology annotation, biological process: guanine metabolic process. Bases 1 to 1590 code for a protein of 529 amino acids.
AUGGGAUCGCAAACGGACUAUGGUUUUACCGUCUAUCGUGGCACAUUCAUUCAAACGGUUCUUUCAGACUCUAGCUCCAAGCCUGAAUUGUCUCGCAACCAAGGCGCAUUAUGGGUCUCUGCUGCUGAUGGCCGCAUUCAAGGUUGGGACUGGCACGGCAGUGAUGAGAAUCAGUUCAUCGAAUUCAUGAAUAGGAAUGGUUGGGUUAAUAUCGACGCCAUUGAGACCCGGGGCCAUGAUUCGAAGGUCAGAGUGAAGAUUGUCACCGCGAGUGAGGAGCAAAAUGAGUUCUUCUUCCCCGGAUUUAUUGACACCCACAUCCAUGCCCCACAAUACCCCAACGCGGGCCUCUUCGGCUCAUCAACACUCCUAGACUGGCUAGAGACCUACACAUUCCCAGUAGAGUCCCGGUUCGGGUCACCACCGGACCCAAAAACAGGCCACCAAACCAAAACCGACCCUAAAGACACACCCCUCCUAGCGCAGCAAAUCUACGACCAAGUAAUCUCCCGCACUCUCUCCCACGGCACAACCUGCGCCUCCUACUACGCAACCAACCACGUCGCCGCCACAAACGCCCUCUCAUCGCUCUGCCACACGCGCGGCCAACGCGCCUUCAUCGGCCGCGCCUGCAUGGACAACCCAGACUUCUGCGUAGACUACUACCGCGACUUCAGCGCCGACGACUCCAUCGUCGCAACCCGCCAGACAAUCGAGCACAUCCACACCCUAGACCCAGAAGGCAAGCUCGUGAAGCCGAUCGUCACACCGCGCUUCGCACCCUCAUGCACGCGCCCCGCACUACAGGGCCUCGGCGAGCUGGCAGCGAGCUAUUCGCCCCCGCUGCACAUCCAGACGCACAUCUCAGAGAACAUCAACGAGCUCGCGCUCGUCAAAGAGCUCUUCCCGGAGGCGGGCAGCUACGCCGCCGUCUACGAUAAGUACAACCUGCUCACGCCGCGCACGAUUCUCGCGCAUGCGGUGCAUCUCUCGGCCGAUGAGCGGUCUCUGAUCCGCGCGCGCGAAGCGAAGGUCUCGCACUGUCCGGCGUCAAAUUCGGCGCUGGGGUCUGGGAUUUGUCCUGUUAGGACGUUGCUUGAUGAGGGGAUUACGGUUGGGCUGGGGACGGAUGUUAGUGGUGGGUAUAGUCCUAGUAUUCUUGAGGCGGCGCGCCAGGCUUGUCUUGCUUCGCGGUUGCUGGGUCAAUCGGCUGCGUGGCAAAGGGAUCAUCCUCAGGGUGAUGGCUCUGAUGGACGGGAGAAAUUGUCUGUUUCAGAGAGUCUUUACCUUGCUACGCGUGGUGGCGCGGCGGUUGUUGAUAUGGCGAGCGAUGUUGGUGGGUUUGAUAGGGGGAUGUUGUGGGAUGUACAGCUGAUUCGGCUUGGUGGGGUUAAGCUGGUGGAGGCGAGUCCGCUGGAUGUUGUUUCUGAUGGUAGUUCAGAUCUUGUGAAGGCUGGUCCUGUGGGAAAUGUUGAUCUGUUUGGGACGGAGAAUUGGGAGGAGAAGAUUCAGAAGUGGGUUUGGAGUGGCGAUGAUCGGAAUGUGAAGGCUGUCUGGGUUGGGGGAAGGUUGGUCCAUUCAAGGGUUUGA